GGAGAAUCCCAUGGACAGAGAAGCCUGGUAGCUGCAGUCCAUGGGGUCGCACAGAGUCGGACACGACUGAAGCGACUUGGCAGGCAGCAAUGUACUAAGUGAGUCAAGGGAGAGGUGCCUGAUGGUUAUGAGAACAAAAUAGAGGAUCUGAGAACAAACAAGGCCAAAGAAAAAGUGGGGGAGACCAGUCCGAAGCCUGAUGCAGCUAAACUGACAAAAAAUGGUAGAUUGGGCUAGAGUCGGAGCACUAGAGCUGGAGGAAUGGACUGCUUGAGUUGACCCAUAUGUCCUCGUCAGGUCUUCUUCUCUUGGGGGACAGAAGAAAGGCAAACCAAGACCAAAGUUCUCUACAAGUGGCUCUGAGGAGACCCUGUUACUCUAAAUUUAAAACAGAAGCAGAGGGAUUUCAUGUGUGUGAUUUCCUCUCUGUGUGUGUGUUGUGUACACCAUUCACUGAAGCCCUACUAUGUGCUAGGACCAACACUGUCAACAUUUAAACUUCACAACCCUGUGACGUCGAUGUCAUUCCAGUUUCCCAGAUGAAUCUUGGGAAGUAUAGGAGAUAUGUUGAAAGUCACAGAGUUGCGUUAGAAUUGGAGCCCAGGUUCAGCUGUAUUCAAAGGCUAGUUCGCUUACUAUUCCUUCCUCUACUCUAGUUUUCAAUUUUGCACCUAUAGGAAAGGACCCUUGAGCCUCCCUGGGCAGAAAUAACGGAACCCUGCAGCUACAAUACUUUCUUCAGUCCAGAACUAGAGAGUGAGAGCUUUGUUUCCCGACGGAAGCGGGGGGGCGGGAAAAAAAAAAACCCCGCGAAACCCGGAAGUUGCGCGUCGCAUCCUCGCGCCGGCCUCCCUGGCCGCCGGGUGAGGCUGCGGCGGACUGCCCUUCCUCAAGAUGGCGUCGAAGAUGGGUUCGCGACGGUGGAUGUUGCAGCUGAUCAUGCAGUUGGGUUCUGUGUUGCUCACACGCUGCCCCUUCUGGGGCUGCUUCAGCCAGCUCAUGCUGUAUGCUGAGAGGGCCGAGGCGCGCCGGAAGCCCGACAUCCCAGUACCCUACCUGUACUUCGACAUGGGGGCGGCCGUGCUGUGCGCUAGCUUCAUGUCCUUUGGAGUGAAGCGGCGCUGGUUCGCGCUGGGGGCCGCACUCCAGCUUGCCAUUAGCACCUAUGCCGCCUACGUCGGGGGCUACGUCCACUACGGGGACUGGCUGAAGGUCCGUAUGUACUCACGCACAGUUGCCAUCAUUGGUGGCUUUCUUGUGCUGGCCAGCGGUGCUGGGGAGCUGUACCGUCGGAAACCCCGCAGCCGUUCCCUCCAGUCCACCGGCCAGGUCUUCCUGGGCAUCUACCUCGUCUGUGUGAUGAUGUCGGGGCGCAGAUCCUGGCCCGCCAUGGCCACAGUGCUACUGACCCUGCUCGUCUGCCUGGGGGAGCUGGUCGACGCCUACCCCGCCAAACCCCAAGCUCCGGGAGAACACGCCUCGCCAGAUGAGCUGAACCGCUACUACACCUCGCUGCGCCACUACCUCAACCUGGUCACUCGGCAACGCUUUGGGAAACGCGACUUUUCAGAAGCUCUUCUCUCCAUACUGCUCUUUCCAGAUCGCGAGGACCCGCCGGUCAAGUCGCGGCCAGAAGGAGACUACCUGUGGUGAAGACCCCGACGGCCUCCAGAGAGAGAUGUGCUAAGACACCAACCCCAUUUCCAUGUUUGCUCCCGACCCCGGAGCCUGGAUUCCUCUCAGGGCUUGCUGGGUCUGAAGUCCUUAUUUGGGGUCCUUAUUUCCAUUUCUCCGUGUCCCCGCCCCUGGGCUGGAGGCCCAGAUGUGGUCCUUCCUUGAUCUCUAAAUAAAGUGCAAAUUUCACUGAA
Molecule: messenger RNA, 1868 nt
Organism: Bubalus bubalis (water buffalo)
Lineage: Eukaryota; Metazoa; Chordata; Mammalia; Artiodactyla; Bovidae
Product: transmembrane protein 101
Exons: 6
Coding region: 895-1653 (252 amino acids)
Biological process (GO): feeding behavior; positive regulation of canonical NF-kappaB signal transduction; neuropeptide signaling pathway
Cellular component (GO): extracellular region
Molecular function (GO): neuropeptide hormone activity; neuropeptide Y receptor binding
Source: RefSeq, a predicted model, not a curated record